GUCCUAUCAUGCCUCGCAAAAAAAAAUCACAUCUCGCAUACAAAUUAUAGAGAGAGAGAGAGCGUUUCCGCAGUUGAUUUCACAAAUUAGGGUUUUUCUUUGUCUAUUUCACUCAGAUCCAAGUCGCGAUUCCAAUUCCAAUUCCAAUUCAUUCGAUUUAAUUUAUCGGAUCGCAACAACAAUACUGAUUCGAUCGAAGAAUUUCUCAUUUGUUCUUCCUCUAGUACUCUCCCUCUCUAUGCAUAUUUGUAGGUGUGGGCGUGCGUGCUUUUUUCUUCUUUCUUUUGGUUCGAUUUGGUUUUAAUUCUAUUAUGCAUUGUGUAUUCGAACCGUUGUACGGCUGAAGUUAGAUUAGAUUGAAGUGCGUUUGAAGAUUACGAUCAGAAUCGGUUGAAUUUCAGAAUUUGGUGUGUGAACAGGUUCAUGUGUUGUUUUUGAAUUCGGACUUUUUGCCUCCUUCUUUGGUUAAUAGAUCUUGAAAAUUGGCUCCGCAACGCCGAUCGCAGCGCCACAUGGGUGGCCAGAUGCAGCAGAGCAAUGCCGCUGCGACUGCUCUGUACGAUGGGUCCCUGCACAAUGCGGGUCCCACGAGCGACGCUGGAGAUGCGGUCACGGCUCGGUGGCUCCAGUCCAACGGUUUGCAGCAUCUGGCCUCACCCUUGGCCUCCACAGGAAUGGAUCAUCGUCUCCUACCCAGCCUCAUGCAGGGUUAUGGAGCACAAUCUGCUGAGGAGAAACAGAGGCUUUUCAAGUUAAUGAGAAUCAUCAAUUUUAAUGGCGAAUCUGGUUCAGAGCCAUACACUCCAACUGCACAAACUUCUGCUGGACCUACUGCCCCCGAUGCUUUUUAUUCUCCUGAGUUUAGGGGGGAUUUUGGAGCUGGGCUUUUGGAUCUCCAUGCUAUGGAUGACACGGAGCUUCUAUCUGAGCAUGUUAUUUCAGAACCUUUUGAGCCUUCGCCUUUCAUGCCUGCUGUCACAGAAGCAUUUGACAGUGACUUUGAUGUAAUGACCAGCCGCCAGCAAAGAGGGCAGGUGGAUGAUGAUGCACCAGUUGGAUUACCUACGAAUGGAAAAGAAAACAAUACCAAAGAAAACAAUGUGGCAAAGAUUAAAGUUGUGGUGCGUAAGAGACCUCUAAACAAGAAGGAAAUGUCUCGCAAGGAGGAUGACAUUGUGACUGUAUAUGAUGAUGCUAAUUUGGCUGUCCAUGAACCCAAGCUAAAGGUGGACUUGACUGCUUAUGUAGAGAAGCAUGAGUUCUGUUUUGAUGCUGUCCUAGAUGAGCAAGUCACGAACGAUGAGGUAUAUCGUGUUACUGUAGAGCCAAUUAUCCCCAUCAUUUUUCAGCGAACAAAAGCAACCUGUUUUGCGUAUGGUCAGACAGGGAGUGGUAAGACAUAUACGAUGCAACCAUUACCUCUUAGAGCUGCAGAAGACCUCAUCAGGAUAUUGCAUCAGCCAGCUUACCGUAAUCAGAGAUUCAAGUUGUGGCUUAGUUAUUUUGAGAUAUAUGGCGGGAAACUCUUCGAUCUUCUUAGUGAUAGGAAGAAACUUUGUAUGAGGGAAGACGGGCGGCAACAAGUUUGCAUUGUUGGACUACAAGAAUUUGAAGUUUCGGAUGUACAGAUUAUUAAAGAAUAUAUCGAGAGGGGUAAUGCAGCGAGAAGUACAGGGUCCACUGGUGCCAAUGAGGAAUCUUCAAGGUCACAUGCUAUACUACAACUUGCUAUUAAGAAGCACAAUGAGAUAAAAGACUCCAAGCGGAACAAUGAUGGAAACGAGUCCAAGAUUGGGAAGGUAGUUGGGAAGAUUUCUUUUAUUGAUCUUGCCGGUAGCGAAAGAGGUGCUGAUACAACUGAUAAUGACCGGCAAACACGGAUUGAAGGGGCUGAAAUUAACAAGAGUCUUUUGGCUCUGAAGGAAUGUAUUCGUGCUCUUGACAACGACCAGAUCCAUAUUCCCUUUCGUGGGAGCAAACUCACUGAGGUUCUUCGUGACUCCUUUGUUGGCAACUCCAGGACUGUCAUGAUCUCUUGCAUUUCUCCAAAUGCUGGUUCAUGUGAACACACUCUCAAUACGUUGAGAUAUGCUGACAGGGUUAAAAGUCUCUCCAAAAGCGGAAAUGGAAAAAAAGAACAGGUGGCUAGUUCAUUACCACCCAGUAAUAAAGAAUCUUCAUCAACUCCAUCUUUGCCUAUUUCUGCUGAUUUGGAUGACGUCAUUGAGCUACAGCAAGAAGUUAAAUUAGUGGAUACAGGUAGAAGGAUCAUAGAAAAGGAAAUUUUUUCUUGCAAUCCUUCAGCUGAUUUCGACAAACAAUCCUCUAGUUUUACAUCAAAUUAUACCAUCAAUAGACGGGAGGAAAGUGGGGUAAUUUCUGGUUCUAUGGAUAGGGAGAGGUUUGAUAUGAAGACUAAAUUUGGUGGUUCUACUCAAAAAAUGUCUACAUCAUCAUAUUCCCAAUACCCAGUUGAUACAGAAGAGAAGGUGCAGAAGGUAUCUCCACCUCGAAGAAAAGCUUAUAGGGAUGAAAAAUAUGAAAAGCUGGGUAAUGUUUUGAAAAAAGAUGGCGGCAGCUCUGAUCUCACCACCACAAGUUCUAAACAGAGAACUACAAGUAUUUCUAACACAACCAACAUUGGACCAACACAAUAUGAACCUGAGCCCCCAAAUAAUGGCAACAUCAAUGAAAUUCUUGAGGAAGAAGAGGCCCUAAUUGCAGCCCAUAGAAAAGAAAUUGAAGACACGAUGGAGAUUGUUCGUGAAGAAAUGAAGCUGUUGGCGGAAAUUGAUCAACCAGGCAGCCUCAUUGACAACUACGUGACCCAGUUGAGUUUUGUGCUCUCACGGAAAGCAGCAAGUCUGGUCAGCCUCCAAGCCCGCCUUGCCAGGUUCCAACAUCGACUAAAAGAACAGGAGAUAUUGAGUAGGAAAAGGGUGCCCCGUUGAGGCUAUACCUUCCCCAGUCUAUGCAACUAAGACACCCCUUCCUGCACUUUACAAAGCAGUAAGCAUGUUCAGGUGAUUUGGGGACAACCAAGGUGCGUGCUUCAUUGCCUGCUUGUGAAUUGAAGAGCUAAUGUGGCUCAUACCUGGACUGAAGGCUUAACAAGUAUGGCAAUGAUUUACCAGUAUAGGUGGUGUGCAAUCAAAUGUGUUAUUUGGGAUGAAUCUGAUGUGUUCUUGCCUGAGUUCUAAUGGGUUUGUAGAGCUCCAGCUAUCUGAUAGUGACUCGAAUGAUCUUAAGAGAGACUGAUUUUUAAGAACAAAACUCAAAACAGACAGACACCAUUGUUUCUGUUAAUGGUUUUAUGUACUUACCAAAGCCUUUUGUGUUUCAUAUUGAAUGUAAAUCUCUGUAUCUCAGAUUUCUUGAGCACCUCUCAUUUCCACGGUUGAG
Ilex paraguariensis (yerba mate) is the source of this 3402-nucleotide messenger RNA. The record is from the annotation of a GenBank genome assembly. Lineage: Eukaryota; Viridiplantae; Streptophyta; Magnoliopsida; Aquifoliales; Aquifoliaceae.